ACUGUCACUUCUGUCAACCGAUAACGAAAUCAAACCAGCUGAAGGAAAAAAAAUCCAAAUUUCGUUCGGUUUCUUCCUCAAAAAUAUUAAAUAACAUUAAAAAAAUUAAAUUAAUUUUGCACAAAUUCCAUUAAAUAUGACUCUCGCCACAAAACUCUUCAGCCGACAAUGGAAAUCAGUGCAAGUCCUUUCAAAAUUCACAUCAUUUCGAUCUAUGUCGACGACAGACUCGAUAACAAAACGUAAUCAAUUAUUCGAUGAGGAAACAAAACGCCAACAAGAGUCAAUUGGACGAAUUGAAAAAAUCGAAGUACGUUAUUUGGGACUGCCAGAAGAUGUGACCCUCGUAAUGAAUCGAGGAAUCUCAACGCCAUUCAAUUGUGCCCAACAUCUAACUGAGGGUCAUUGCAAGCGAUCUGUUUUGGCUUUGGUUGAUGGCAAUAUUCCAUGGGACAUGUAUAGACCAUUGCAGGAGAGUUGUACUUUGCAAUUGUUGAAUUUCACAGUCGCUGAUCCACAUUUGGUUAACAAGGCAUUCUGGAGAAGUUGUUCGUUUAUGCUAGGUGCAGCCCUUCAAGAGAGCUUCAAAGACGAAGCUGGUCUUCAAUUACACAGCUUCCCAGGACCAAAUAUCAAAUCUGGUAGCUUUGUCCAUGAUAUCUACCUCUCCGCCCAAGGAUGGUCACCCUCGAACCGUGAACUGAGGGCAAUCUCCGCGGAAAUGGUCAAACUCGCUGCCAAAGACCUCAAAAUCGAACGACUCGAAGUAAACAGCGAAGUGGCAAUCGAAAUGUUCAAUGACAAUCGCUACAAAAAAGAACAACUUCCAAGUAUUCUAUCCCAGAAUCAAGGAAGAGUAACUUUAUACCGAGUGGGCUCACAUAUUGACAUCUCCCGUGGUCCAAUGAUUGCUUCGACAAGGUUCUUAGGCAAAUGCACAGUCGCUGCUGUUCAUGAAGUAGCAAAAGAAGGCAAAGAUGGUAGCAUUUAUCGAGUUCAAGGUGUUGCACUUCCAGCUGGAAUUGUAAUUAAUCAUUUUGCUUAUGGAGUAUUGGAAAAGAGGGCGAAGAAGAAUAAUCCUGCUCGAUUGCCAAAUGAACCUUUUGAAGAGCAAGCAGCUGAACAAUUAAUUGCUUAAGAUAAGAUUUUGAGGUUAUGUUUUUGUUAAAUUUUAAGAAAAAUAAAAGAAAAAAAAAAUAAUUCAAGAAAAUUCAAGAAAUUUUAGUUUUUGGCAACGUAACGGGGUUCUUCAUGAAAAACCCGAAACAAAUCUGUGGAAAUCUCGCUUAAACUUUUCAAA
Messenger RNA from Episyrphus balteatus (marmalade hoverfly), 1300 nucleotides. RefSeq names its product 39S ribosomal protein L39, mitochondrial (gene mRpL39). Lineage: Eukaryota; Metazoa; Arthropoda; Insecta; Diptera; Syrphidae. The coding region runs from base 137 to 1138 and encodes 333 amino acids. Gene Ontology annotation, biological process: threonyl-tRNA aminoacylation. Gene Ontology annotation, cellular component: mitochondrion. The record is from RefSeq and is a predicted model, not a curated record. Gene Ontology annotation, molecular function: nucleotide binding; threonine-tRNA ligase activity. The transcript is spliced from 6 exons.